AUGGCAACCGAACCUAUCAUUGUUGUCCAAAUCUUGGAAGUGGAUGACAGGCCUAUUAAAGUAUUUACCCGUUAUGGCAAAACUGUCAUCAUUACACCAGAGGACGCCUACCUUUUAGAAGAGUCGGCGAUGAACGAGACACCGCGACGGAGGAGAAUCGAUCCAGAGCUGUUAGCCAGAAUCCGUCAUAGACGCUACACACUCUUUGGAUUUGAUUUAACCAAUGACCACGGAGCUGAUCAAGCCAAUUUUCAUCCCAAGUCGUCAGGAAGUUUGUCUUUGGAAUCGAAAAUACUCCACAAAAUCCACUCGAUUUGCUAUUAUUUGCCGAAUAAGAUAAUGUCUUGGAAAUCGAUGUCAACCGCCAAGUUCUGGUGGAUUGGUAAACCUCUGUAUACUUCACAGUUGGAGGAAGUAUUGGCCUGCCACAUCCCGGGACAAUUUGCAGGCGUGUUAGCCAGAAAUCAACUACAAACCUUACAGCCAACACGCUAUCCCUCAGCGUACGUUGUGAAUACCGACGACGCAGGCCAGCCUGGAAAACAUUGGACAGUUUUUGUGUGCGAAAAAGACCAUUGUGAUUUCUUCGACUCGUUUGGAUGUUCCCCAGAAGUGUAUGGCCAAAAUUUUGCCGACUUUGCGCGGCGUCAAGGACCCUUACGUCACAAUACCCGGAGGAUUCAAGGAAAUCAAAGUGCUGUCUGCGGGCAUUAUUGUUUCUUUUACUUGUGGCAUAAAUUCCACGUACCGUCACCCCAUGCUUUAUCGGUGUUCCAAUCUAAUCUGACCGAAAACGAUCGUUUAGUCCAUGCUUGGGCCCAUCACCAUUUUCCUUGUUUGUCUUUUGAAGAUGGCGUAACAUGUUUAGGAUUUAUGAAUGACAAUAUGUUAGAGUUAAUGGAUUUAAGUUGA
Molecule: messenger RNA, 912 nt
Organism: Lottia gigantea (owl limpet)
Lineage: Eukaryota; Metazoa; Mollusca; Gastropoda; Lottiidae
Exons: 2
Coding region: 1-912 (303 amino acids)
Source: RefSeq, a predicted model, not a curated record